GGAGAGUGGUUGGCGCGCUGUGCGUGUGCGGGUGCGUGGGGUCGGGGUGCGUGAGUGCGUUGGAGUGCGUGCGGUGUGAGCGCGUGCCGCCCUCUCCCUACACAUUGAUCUUAUUCGAUCGGCCCCGGCCGAGAUGAGAAGAACGGAGCCGCGAAGCCGCGGGCGCUGUGCGGCGGGCGGGCGGGAUGAGUCGAUCAGAUAGGCGAGGCCUGGCCCCGGCCGGCCCCUGAGCGCAGGCGAUUCUGAUCCGCCCGCCGCCCCCAACCCCGCGGCCGCGCACUGAGCCCGGCUCCGCUCCGCGCUUUAUUGCGGGGUCCUACGGGCAGAAGAAGCCGCCGUUCUCCUUCCGGGAGUAACCGCCGUUGGUGGCAGCGCUGUGCGGGCACUCUGCGGGGAGGGGGCGGGGGGGCGGCAGCUCAGCGUGGUGCGGGCAGAGCCGCCCCCCCUCCCCGCCCCCCCCCACGGCCGUGUCCCGCUGCCCCCGCGGCGUGGCCGAUGGCCGCUCCCCCCCACCCGUGACACGCAGCCGUGCCCCCGUCCCGCUGUCCCGCUGUCCCGGUGCCGUACCGAUCCGUCCCUGGAUCCGAUGCACCGAUUCCUUCUUGGGGCUCACCCAACUCCGCGGCCACGGCUCCGGGGGCCGUUCGGGCUGCGAUGGGGCCCUGCACGGAGACAGAGGCUCAGCCGCCGCAACGGGAACGGGCGGGGGAGGAACGCACCGGGCACUCUGGUGGUCGCGGCUGCACCGCGCGGCCGCGGCGUGGAGACGGCUCCAGGGCCGGGGGGGGCCCGGCGGGGUCGCGCCGCCUCCGCCUGCCAUGGCGGGUCCGGUGCUGCCGCCGUUGCCGGGGAACUGUCGCGGGGCGGGGCCGAAUGGGGGGGGGGGCAGCGGGAAGGCACCGCGGGGGGGGCAGGGAGAGGGGGGGGGGCAGCUCUCGGGGUGAUGCCCGGUGCCGGGGUCACGGCGAUGGUCCCGGGGAGCGCUGCCCGGCGCCGCUUCCGGUGCCGAUAUCGAUUCAAAGGGAUGACGCCCGGUGCCGCCCCCGAGGGCGAUGCUCGGGUACCGAUGCGGUUUCCAGAGGAUGAUGCCCGGUACCGGCGGCUCGCGCCCGGUGCCAUCCCCGGGAAGCGACGCCCGGUGCCGUUUCCGGUGCCGGUACCGGGGGCGCUGCCCGGGGGCGGGGCGGGGGCGGUGCAGGUGGCGGCAGGUGCGCGCGCGGGCCGGGCCGGGCCGUUGGCGGGGGGCGGGACCGCGGGGCCGGUGCCGGUGCCCGCGCGGGGCCGAGCGCUGCCGCCGCCGCUGCGCCAUGGCCGGUGCUGGUACCGGUACCGGGGCCCGGCGGGCGCUGCUGGCUCUGUGCGUGGCCGCCGCCGCCGCCGUAGGGCUGUGCCGCGUCGGAGAGCGGCUGCACGUCUGCAAGGAGUCGGAGUACCACUACGAGUACACAGCAUGCGACAGCGCGGGCGCGCGGUGGAGGGUGGCGGUGCCGCACACACCGGGACUCUGCACCGGGCUGCCGGACCCCGUCAAGGGCACCGAGUGCUCUUUCUCCUGCAAGGCGGGCGAGUUCCUCGACAUGAAGGCGCAGGCGUGCAAGCCCUGUGCUGAGGGCACCUACUCACUGGGCACCGGAGUGCGCUUCGACGAGUGGGAUGAGCUGCCCCACGGCUUCGCCAACGUCGCCACCAACCUGGAGUUGGAUGAUGGCUUCAGCGAUGUGGUGGAGAACUGCACCACGUCGACGUGGGUGCCGCUGGGGGAUUACAUCGCCUCCAACACAGAUGAGUGCACGGCCACGCUGAUGUACGCCGUCAGCCUGAAGCAGUCGGGCACCGUCUCCUUUGAGUACAUCUACCCCGACAGCAGCAUCGUCUUUGAGUUCUUUGUGCAGAACGACCAGUGCCAGCCCACGGUGGAGGAGUCGCGCUGGAUGCGCACCACGGAGAAGGGCUGGGAGUUCCACAGCGUGGAGCUGAGCCGUGGUAACAACGUGCUCUACUGGAGGACCACAGCAUUCUCCGUCUGGUCCAAGGUCCCCAAGCCCGUGCUGGUGCGGAACAUCGGGAUCACAGGGGUCGCCUACACCUCCGAGUGCUUCCCCUGCAAACCCGGCACCUUCGCCGCCGCCGCCGGCUCCUCCUCCUGCCAGCUGUGCCCCGCCAACAGCUUCUCCAGCAAAGGGGCCACCGCCUGCCAGCCCUGCGAGCCCACCGCCUAUGCAGAGCCCGGCUCAGCAUCCUGCAAGAUGCGCCCGCCCUGCACUGAUAAGGACUAUUUCUACACACACACGGCGUGCGAUGCCAACGGGGAGACGCAGCUGAUGUUUAAGUGGGCAGAGCCGAAGAUCUGCAGCGAAGCGCUGCCCCGCGCUGCCCAGCUGCCCCCCUCGGGGCUGAAGACCCGCUGCCCCCCCUGCAACCCCGGCUUCUACAAAAGCAACAGCAGUGCCUGUGAGCCCUGUCCCUACGGCUCCUACUCCAACGGCUCUGGCUGUGUGCGCUGCCCGGCCGGCACCGAGCCGGUGCUGGGGCUGGAGUACAAGUGGUGGAACGUGCUGCCCCCUAACAUGGAGACCACCGUGCUCAGCGGCAUCAACUUCGAGUACAAGGGGAUGGCAGGCUGGGAGGUGGCCGGGGACUACAUCUACACGGCAGCGGGAGCCUCCGACAACGACUUCAUGAUCCUGACGCUGCUGGUGCCCGGCUUCAGCCCCCCGCAGCCGGCGCUGGAGGAUGGGGACAGCAAGGAGGUGGCGCGGAUUACCUUCGUCUUCGAGACGGUCUGCAGCGUCAGCUGUGAGCUGUACUUCAUGGUGGGCAUCAACUCACGCACCAACACGCCGGUGGAGACGUGGACGGGCCCCCGGGGGAAGCAGUCCUACACUUACGUGGUGGAGAAGAAUGCCACCACCAGCUUCACCUGGGCCUUCCAGCGCACGCGCUACCGCGAGGCGGGCCGGCGUUACACCAGUGAUGUGGCCAAGCUCUACUCCGUCAAUGUCACCAACGUGCUGGGGGGGGUGGCUUCCUUCUGCCGCCGCUGUGCCGCCACUGGGGGGCUCUGUGCCCCCUGCCCCCCCGGGCACGCCCUGGACCACAGCACUGGUGCCUGCCAGCCCUGUCCCCCCGGCACCUUCCUGCGGGGCCACCCACCUGACGGCCCCCCCGCCUGCCAGCCCUGCGGCCCCGGCACCCGCAGCAACCAGGUCCGCUCCCUCUGCUACAGUGACUGCACUUUCUCCCUGGCACUGCCCGGCCAAACGCUGCACUACGACUUCUCAGCACUGUCUGCCAGCACCGCCUUCACCAGCGGCCCCAGCUUCACCUCCAAGGGCCUCAAAUACUUCCACCACUUCAACAUCAGCCUCUGCGGCAACCACGGCAGGAAGGCGGCCUCAUGCACGGACAACGUGACGGACGCGCGGCUCCCCGACGAGGGCGGCUCCGGGCGGGUGGUGACGUCCCACGUGUGCCAGGCCAUCGUGGUGCCCUCGGACGUGGUGGGCCACCGUGCCGCCGUGUCCUCGCAGCCCGUCAGCCUGGCGGACCGCCUCCUGGGCGUCACCGUGAGCUCCGCGCUGGACGGCGUCGCCGCGCCCCCCGAGCUGUUCCCCCCCGCCAGCCCCGAGCUGCCCGACGUCGUCUUCUUCUUCAGGUCCGGCGAGGUGACGCAGUCCUGCGCCGGGGGCCGGGCCACCACCAUCCGCCUGCGCUGCGACCCGCUGCGGCCGGGCACCGGCAGCCUGGCUGUGCCCAGCAAAUGCCCCGAGGGCACCUGUGAUGGCUGCACCUUCCACCUCCUGUGGGCAACGGCCGAGGGCUGCCCGCGCUGCUCCGCCAACCACUUCCGCGCCAUCGUGGGCGCUUGCCAGGGCGGCGUGCAGAGGACCACGUAUGUGUGGAAGGAGCCGCGGCUGUGCCACGGGGGGCAACGCCUGCCCGCCCCCCGGGUCCGCCCGUGCCGCAGCGCUGAGUUCUGGCUGAAGGUGGGCGUCUCGGUGGGGACGUGUGUGGCCGUGCUGCUGGCUGCCCUGGCUGCCUACUUCUGGAAGAAGAACCAAAAGUUGGAGUACAAGUACUCGCGGCUGGUGCUGAAUGCGGCGGCCAAGGAGAGCGAGCUGCCGGCACCGGAUAGCUGUGCCAUCAUGGAGGGAGAGGAUGGUGAGGAUGAGCUCAUCUUCACCAGCAAGAAGUCCCUGCUGGGCAAGAUCCGCUGCCUGGCCACCAAGCGCACCCCAGACGGCUUUGACUCCGUCCCCCUGAAGCCAUCGUCCGGUGGCACUGACCUGGAGCUGUGAGGGGGCCGUUCUCCCCCCACCCCGUGGCCUUACGGACCCACAGAGCCCCGGGGCACUUUUGUCUCCCCCCACCCCUGGGAAAAUGCCAAAUACAGACAUGGGGGUCAGGAGCACCCCCAGCCUGGCAGGGGGACAUGGGGGGCAGCCCUGUGUGUCAUGUUGGGGGCACAUGUGUGGGGCAGAAGAGUGCAUGAUGGGGGUUGCACGAGUGUGCACACGUGUGCAAGCUGCUGGCCCCCCCUGCUCUGCUUGGGGCACAGCAGAGAGCACCUGGUGGCCGUGUCACCCCCCACCGUGUCACCCCCUGCCAUGCCAGCUGUGCCACAGCCCCAUGCCAGCCCCGCUCCCCCCCAGGCUGCCUUUCCCCCUGCCAGGACGCACCCAUUGGGGUGAUGCUGCCCCACAGUGGGUCCCCCUGCGGCUGUCCCCGCAGCGGUGCCCCGUGUCCCCCACCCCAUGGCUCCAUCCCCCCCCUUUUUACAGCGAUCUCAGCAUUUUCUAGGCAGCACCGGGCGGCCCCGCAUGUCCCGGCUGUGCAAUAAAGGCGAUGUUUCUGA
Messenger RNA from Gallus gallus (chicken), 4855 nucleotides. It is a transcript of the gene ELAPOR1, whose product is annotated as endosome-lysosome associated apoptosis and autophagy regulator 1. NCBI's taxonomy places the organism in Eukaryota, Metazoa, Chordata, Aves, Galliformes, Phasianidae. The transcript has 22 exons. The record is from RefSeq and is a predicted model, not a curated record. The coding region runs from base 1053 to 4298 and encodes 1081 amino acids. Gene Ontology annotation, cellular component: lysosome; trans-Golgi network; late endosome. Gene Ontology annotation, biological process: autophagosome assembly; positive regulation of vacuole organization.